Molecule: messenger RNA, 1585 nt
Organism: Gracilinanus agilis (Agile Gracile Mouse Opossum)
Lineage: Eukaryota; Metazoa; Chordata; Mammalia; Didelphimorphia; Didelphidae
Gene: MKNK1
Product: MAPK interacting serine/threonine kinase 1
Exons: 13
Coding region: 256-1491 (411 amino acids)
Biological process (GO): intracellular signal transduction; protein autophosphorylation; peptidyl-serine phosphorylation
Cellular component (GO): nucleus; cytoplasm
Molecular function (GO): calmodulin binding; calcium-dependent protein serine/threonine kinase activity; ATP binding
Source: RefSeq, a predicted model, not a curated record
GUGACCCAGCCUGGAGAGACCUAGACAGAACCGAGCGGGCUACCGGAAGGAAGGCGGAGAUGCCAGAGGUGGUGAGGUGCCGCCAGAUUGGGGGACUGAACGCUCACUGCACUUUUCAGGUGAAUUACGAAGACCGAUGAGAGAAGAGCACCCCCAAAGCUGCCCAAGAAAAGCACCGUCCUGCCAAUUUCACGUUCGGUUCAGAAACAAUUUCACUUGGUCUCCAUUUUCACCGAGCAGAAAGAAACUCUAGAGAUGGGCAGCAGCCAGCCCCUUCCUAUCCCCGAAAGUGGCACGAAGAAAAAGAAAAAGCGGAAGGCCCGAACGACUGAUUCCUUGCCUGAGAGGUUUGAAGAUUUGUACAGACUGACCUCCGAGCUGCUUGGGGAAGGUGCCUAUGCCAAAGUUCAAGGUGCUGUGAGUCUCCAGAAUGGCAAAGAGUACGCAGUAAAGAUCAUUGAGAAACAAGCUGGGCACAGUCGCAGCAGGGUAUUUCGAGAGGUAGAGACGUUGUACCAGUGUCAGGGCAACAAGAACAUUUUGGAGCUGAUCGAAUUUUUUGAAGACGACGAGAGGUUUUACCUGGUCUUCGAGAAGCUGCAAGGAGGCUCUAUUUUAACCCACAUCCAAAAACGAAAGCAUUUCAAUGAACGGGAAGCUAGCCGCGUGGUCCGGGAUGUCUCCUGUGCCCUGGACUUCUUGCACACAAAAGGCAUUGCUCACCGAGAUCUGAAGCCAGAGAACAUCCUGUGUGAAUCCCCCUCAGAGGUGUCCCCAGUGAAGAUCUGUGACUUUGACCUGGGCAGCGGCGUGAAGCUGAACAAUUCUUGUACCCCCAUCACUACUCCAGAGCUAACUACACCGUGCGGCUCAGCCGAGUACAUGGCGCCCGAAGUGGUCGAGGUGUUCACAGAAGAAGCCACUUUUUACGACAAGCGCUGCGAUCUCUGGAGCCUCGGGGUGGUUCUCUACAUCAUGCUCAGUGGCUACCCUCCCUUCGUGGGUCACUGUGGCAACGACUGCGGCUGGGACCGGGGAGAGGUCUGCAAAGUCUGCCAGGAGCGGCUCUUUGAGAGCAUCCAGGAGGGCAACUACGAGUUUCCCGACAAGGACUGGGCCCACAUAUCGGCCGAGGCCAAAGACCUCAUCUCCAGGCUCCUCGUCCGAGACGCCAAGAAGAGGCUCAGUGCGGCCCAGGUCCUGCAGCACCCCUGGGUGCAAGGGGCUCCGGAGAGGGGGCUGCCCACCCCGCAGGUGCUGCAGAGGAACGGCAGCACCAAAGACCUGACGCUGUUUGCGGCCGAAGCCAUCGCCCUGAACCGGCAGCUGUCACAGCACGAGGAGCACGUGGCGGAGGACGCCGAGGCCCUGAGCCGAGGCCUCUGCUCCGUGCGGCUCUCCCCCCCCUCCAGGUCCUCCCUGGCCCGGCGGAGAGCCGAGGCUCAGGCCAGCCGCCACGCCGAGCCCGAGCCUGGCCCGGAGGCCCCCUGACCGAGGCUCCCCGGCACCGUCCCCCUCCUCCCGCUUCCCCUCCUGCUAGCUCUGCCCCUCCCCAGGCCGAGGAUCAGAGAUCAGCCACUUGUCA